Pectinophora gossypiella (pink bollworm) is the source of this 1812-nucleotide messenger RNA. Its product is annotated as testis-specific serine/threonine-protein kinase 3-like. The coding region runs from base 648 to 1718 and encodes 356 amino acids. Lineage: Eukaryota; Metazoa; Arthropoda; Insecta; Lepidoptera; Gelechiidae. Gene Ontology annotation, biological process: protein phosphorylation; microtubule cytoskeleton organization; intracellular signal transduction. Gene Ontology annotation, molecular function: ATP binding; tau-protein kinase activity; protein serine/threonine kinase activity. Gene Ontology annotation, cellular component: cytoplasm. The record is from RefSeq and is a predicted model, not a curated record. The transcript has 5 exons.
AAUUAGCAAGAUGGAGGUUUGCGACAUUUCGACUACUAAAUCUAAAUACAUUGUAUUACGGCAACGAAAACAUUUAUUUAUGUUCUUGUUGCCGAUCUGCCACCUAAAUACUAGGUACCUAGGGUGACCUUUGAGUCGCCUGAAAACUUUUGUCCUAAUUUUAUUUGGCCGCCUUAGUCUAUUUUGAUUGUACUAUCGUAAUUAGGCCUAAAAGUGUAAUUAAUUUCUAAUAUUUAAUGCCCUUAUACUCUGUAGAUAUCCUCUAUGUAGGCUACGAAUAGAAAUCAAAUGUGAAUAUGACUUGUCGUGAAUGUUGCGUUCCAAAUACAAAGGUCCGCCGUUGGACCGUGCUCUAUAGCAAAGUGCUAUGACUUCUCAAAUGAAUAAUUCUAUUAUACGUACUUCUUGCUCAACAAUGCUUUAUGGAACUAUUGUAGUGAAACUUCGAAAAAAGACUGAAUACUGGCAUAUUACGGCGAGUGUCAAAAGGACAGACGUCAUUAUACCAUUGAAGAUGUAAUUGAUAAUAACAACAUGAAAAUUUACAAGUACACUAAAAUGAAGACCCGAUAGAAGAACCACAAAUAUCAUGCACCCACAACUCCCUAUUAUGCUACCAUCAAAGGUAAAAAUGAAAUUGCAAUAGUAUGGCUGAUGCAGCGGUAACCCAGUCCGACCUCAACAUACUUCAAGAAAGAGGAUUCAUUUUAGAGAAGAUGGUAGGAGAAGGGUCUUACGCCAAGGUAUUCAAAUCUACUCACAUGGUGGACGAGACCCAUCACACUAUAAUGGCCUGCAAAGUUAUAGACACCGCCCAAGCUCCCCGUGAUUACUUAACUAAAUUUCUGCCUCGUGAAUUGGACGUCCUUAUCAGAGUCAACCAUCCACACGUAGUAAACGUUUCCAACAUAUUUCAAAGACGAGCUAAAUAUUUCAUCUUCUUACGUUACGCUGAAAAUGGCGACCUGCUGGAUUUCUUAACGCAAAAUGGCGCCGUGCCUGAAAACCAGUGUAGACUCUGGAUGAGACAGAUAAUAUCGGGGAUGCAAUACAUACACACACUGAACAUAGCCCAUAGAGAUCUGAAAUGUGAAAAUAUAUUGAUAACAGCAAAUUAUAAUGUGAAAAUAACAGAUUUUGGGUUCGCAAGGCAAGUGAAAGUCCGCGACCGGGACGUUUUGAGUGAGACCUACUGUGGUUCACUGUCGUACGCCGCGCCAGAGGUGCUCAAAGGUAUACCGUACUUACCGAAACUUGCGGACAUGUGGUCCAUCGGCAUAAUUCUCUACACCAUGCUGAACAAGGCGCUACCUUUUAACGAGACUUCAGUCAAGAAACUUUAUGAAAAACAGAUGUUGCGCAAGUGGCGUUUUCGUACGGGCAUAGUGAACCAGCUGUCGACCGAGUGUAAGCAGCAGGUGACGCAGUUGAUGGAGCCAGAGGCGCACCUGCGCCCCACCGCCGGCAGCAUCUUCAGCGGACCCUGGAUCGCCAUGGACCCGAGACUUAGCAAAUUAACAUUCUUGGAAGAGUCUUUGAUGAAACAGGCUGUUGAGGAAGCCGCGAAACGAGAGAAAGACACGGAGGAGGAGAGCGAGGUCGACAGGAUCGCAGAGCUUCGACGGAAAGGACGGGGGAAAGAGGGUCUAAAAAUCUUGAAGAGUGCAGAUGUCAAUGCAUAUAACAAGUCGCAACAGUUAUUCGAUGCCGAUAAAUGAAAACAAAUCAUGUUCCUUCAAGUGUUUAAUAACUUCCUUUAUUAUAUAUAUAUAUAUAUUGUAAAAAUGGUUUAAUACAUUAUUGUAUAAAUGA